Phasianus colchicus (ring-necked pheasant) is the source of this 2066-nucleotide messenger RNA. It is a transcript of the gene RGS11, whose product is annotated as regulator of G protein signaling 11. Gene Ontology annotation, cellular component: neuron projection; plasma membrane; cytoplasm. Gene Ontology annotation, biological process: positive regulation of GTPase activity; intracellular signal transduction; regulation of G protein-coupled receptor signaling pathway. Gene Ontology annotation, molecular function: GTPase activator activity. NCBI's taxonomy places the organism in Eukaryota, Metazoa, Chordata, Aves, Galliformes, Phasianidae. The record is from RefSeq and is a predicted model, not a curated record.
UGUCAGGUCCAUGGUGAUGGGCCCCGGCGCCUGCUCACACAUCAGGGUCAGCUUCGUCACCUGCACGUUGGGCACGCUGGCAUCUGGGAACACGUGACACAGUGUGGCUCUUAUCCAUGGGGUUGGCACCUCAGGCCGCAGAGCAGGAGAGCUGGGGGCUCGUGGGGAGGAUGCCCAUGUGCCCCAACGGGCUGCAUGUAGCAGCCAGAGGACAAAGGGCUCCAGGCAGCAAGGCACCUCAGCCCAAACCCUUUGUGGAUGAGCCCAUGUUAAAAGCCCUGUGGCACAGCCCAGCCCACGUAGGCACAAGGGCAGCCCCUGGCUGACAGCCCCCCCGCGGCCGCUCGCUCCAUCUCCGCCAUCCCAAUGAAUUCCCCAGUCCCUCGUAACCGUUCCUAUGGCAACAGCAGCGGUGAUCCUGUAACCAAGGCAACCGGGGUCCCCGGGCAGCGUUACCCACAGCAGGGGAUGCCGGGGUCUCCCUGCAGUGGGGUGGGCACAGGCAGCGCCCGCGGGUGACGCGUUUGGGACGUGCCCUCCCCAUGGGGAUGCCUCCAGAGAUGGGGACACCGCAGCUCCCUGCACCCGCCGAGGCUGCAUCACCCGGUAUGGAGCGGAUGAUCGUCAGCAUGCAGGACCCGGACAUGGGCAUCAAGAUGAGGAACCAGAGGCUGCUCAUCACCGUCAUCCCCCAUGCCAUGACAGGGAACGACAUCGUGGAGUGGCUCAUCCAGAAGUACGGCAUCUCGGAGGAGGAGUCGCUGCACCUCGGCAACCUAAUCGUGAGGCACGGCUACAUCUACCCGCUCCGGGACCCCCGCAGCCUGGUGCUGCGUGCUGAUGAGUCGCCGUACCGCUUCCAGACUCCGUACUUCUGGACCAGCACCAAGUGGCCGGCCACCGAGCUGGAUUAUGCCAUUUACCUGGCCAAGAAGAACAUCCGCAAGCAGGGCGACCUGAUCGAGCAUGAGAAGGACAACUACAACCUCCUGCACAAGAGGAUCAACCACACGUGGGACUUCGUGGUCAUGCAGGCGCGGGAGCAGCUGCGGGCAGCCAAGCAGCGGCGGAAGGGUGACCGCAUUGUCAUCGACUGCCAGGAGCAGGCCUACUGGCUCGUCAACCGGCCCCCGCCGGGAGCUCCCAACGUGCUGGAGCAGGGCCCCGAGCGCAGGAACUGCCACACCACCCGUGUGCAGCUGGCCAAGAACAUGGACUACUACAAGCGGGAGAUCGAGUACUGCAGGAAGGCCAUGGCCAGGACCAGGGUGAAAUCGUCCAUCUGCCUCGAAGGGUACCUCAAGUUCAACGAGCAGUACGUGCCCCACGACCCCAUCAUGUCGGGCUGCCUACCCAGCAACCCCUGGAUCACCGACGACACCACCUAUUGGGCCAUGAAUGCCCCCACGGUGACGACCCCCACGAAGCUGCGGGUGGAGCGCUGGGGCUUCAACUUCAGUGAGCUCCUGAUGGACCCGCUGGGCCGGGCACAGCUCCUCGAGUUCCUCAAGAAGGAGUUUAGUGCUGAGAAUCUGAGCUUCUGGGAGGCGUGUGAGGAGCUGCGCUAUGGGGAGCAGUCCCGUAUCAAUGAGAUCGUGGACUCCAUCUACCAGCAGUUCCUGGCUCCCGGAGCCACGCGCUGGGUGAACAUCGACAGCAAAACCAUGGAGCGGACGCUGGAGGGCAUCAAGACGCCCCACCGCUACGUGAUGGACGACGCACAGAUGCACAUCUACAUGCUGAUGAAGAAGGACUCCUACCCACGCUUCCUCAAGUCGGAGCUCUACAGGAACUUGCUGGCAGAGGCCGUCAUCCCUCCGGAAACCAAGAAGCGGGUGUUCCCUUUCAUGCGCAAGCAGCGGCACUCCAGCCCCAGCCCUGCUCUGCUCCUGCCUGCCGGUGACACCGAGGCCAAGGGCGAGGAGAAGAGCAGGAGUCCUGCAGCUGUGCCCGAGGAGGAGAGCUAGGCCCUGCCACAGCACCCAGCCCGCAGUAGCACUGAAGGAGAGAAGCCAUACAUCCCCUGCAGACCCCACUCGCUGCCCCCAGAUCCUUCCUACCCCAGA